GCCGCUCCAGUCUCCGCCCUGCUCCGGCUUCAGUGCUUCAUAGGGGUGACCACUGUUUCUCCGUCACCAACGCUCACGCCGCCACUGGCCCACCGCGGUAUUCUGUGCUGCAACUUUGAUUGAGUUGAUUCGCACAAGCCCACAAGGUUAACAAUCAUGGUGGGGUUCAAGAAUAGAUACAUGGUGAUGGAAGUGUUUUUGGAUCCAAAUAAAGAUCUCACGGGAAAUGACCCCAUUAUAAUCACCCAAUUCAAUUUGUCCAAAUCUAUCAAGGAUAGCAUUCUAGCAAACUUUGGAGAGUGUGGUCUAGCCUCAUCACUCAAUUCAUUUCAAGUGAAGUAUGUAAAUCCUAUUACAAAAGUGUGCAUCAUUAGAACAUCCAGGCAAGAGUACCAAAAAGUUUGGGCUGCAAUUACCAUGAUUACAAGUAUAGGGAACUGCCCUGUGGUAUUCAACUUACUUGACCUGAGUGGAAGUAUCAAGGCAUGCAAAGAUGCUGCUUUGAAGUGUGAAGAGUCAAAGUUUGAGCAUUGCAAGUUACUGGCUGGAAUCCAACUUAAUGAUGACCUCAAGCAGCACUUGCAGAAUUGCCUUGAGAAGAUCAAAGUUUUGGAGCACUGAGUUUAAACAAGUGAUAUUUGAGGAAAUCUUUUAAAAACCAUAUUGUGGAAGAAAGGUGUUCAACCCAUAGUGGACCACAAAUGAAUUGGACAUCUACCUCUUUAACUCCCUCUUUCAUGCAAUUGAGGGACAUUGUGGCUUAGCUUAAAAUAUUGGAACUAGAGAUGCCACAUUCAUUCUUGCUGCACUAUUUGUUAAAUGUAUUUCCUCGGUAUGGUUCUUUUAAAGUUUUAAGAUUUUAAGAUUUCCUACAACACACGUAAGGAUAAGUGUACCAUUAAUGAAUUAAUGAUCAUGUGUCUCGAAGGGGAAGAUAAGCUCAUAAUGGAAAUAGGUGAAAGUACUGUGUUGGCUACCACCAAUGGUAAGGACAAAUUUGGCAUAUCUCAAUGUUCUAUUUCUAAAGUCAAAGGAAAAAGGUAAGGUACCCUCUCAAUUCGACAUUAAAAAGGUGCAAAAAUUGAUUCUUCUCUAAAAAGAAGAGAUGUGUGAAAAAAGAUUGUGCCAAGUUUAAGAAGUGGAUGACUAACAAAGGCAAUCUAUUUUUAUUUGUAUGUUAAUGUCUUAUGUUAAUACUAAUAUGUGAUGGAUUAAUUAUGUCUCUACAAUCCACAUUGCAAAUUCUUUGCAAGAUAUGCAAAGUUUGCGGAAAGCCAAUGGAAAGUGAGCAAAACAUCUUAUCUUGAAACAAGAUGAACUCACAUGUUGAAGUUGUCGUAGCAUACAAAUUAGUUUUAGAUAUUGGUUUUAUGUUGAUUUUAGAAAGACCUUUUAUGUAUCAAGUUUCUCUUGAA
Molecule: messenger RNA, 1415 nt
Organism: Ipomoea triloba (trilobed morning glory)
Lineage: Eukaryota; Viridiplantae; Streptophyta; Magnoliopsida; Solanales; Convolvulaceae
Product: probable ribonuclease P/MRP protein subunit POP5
Exons: 5
Coding region: 157-621 (154 amino acids)
Biological process (GO): tRNA 5'-leader removal
Cellular component (GO): ribonuclease P complex
Source: RefSeq, a predicted model, not a curated record